GUGAGAAAACGUGAUCGCAUGUUUAGGACCAAAUGAGAUGGCUCGCCAAGAAUGAGGCUCAAAUUUCAGGAACACGUCGACAGCUUCUCUUUCCCCCAAGAGUUGGUCUUGUCUUCUUUCUGCCACAAAAGGCUCCCCUACCCAACGAUUUAACCUACAACAUGGCACCUUCGAUAACUUCUGAGAAGCUCACACUUUCAUACCCACUGUUCGGCGCAUCCUUUAUCGAUGCUGACCGCUUGCUUGUUGCUGGUGGGGGGGGCGAAGGGCGUAGCGGUGUUGGUAACAAAAUUACGGUGCUAGAUACCUUGACGAAGCCGGGAAAACCUUUAACGGUGACGUCGGAAAUCGAACUUAGUAAAGAUGAAGACGCCGUCAUGUCGCUCUCAGCUCUGAGCACCUCGUCGGGAGUCAAAGCACUCGCUGGAAUUAACUCUUCUCAAAAAGCCAAGUCGAACGAACAUUUCCGGGUCUUUGAUGUUCCGAAAGAAGGCGAGAUCAGUCUUGCUUCCAAGCACGCAUUGUUCAGUCACCCAGAUGCAGAGACGUAUCAGCGACUGGUCCGUGUCGACGGGGAGGGAAAAGCGGCGGUUAUCGCGAGCGGGAGUGGGCUGGCGCCGGCUUCGGCGUCGGAGGUUGUGAUUAUUGAUGUUUCCUCCUUGAGCGUGAAGCGGCGGAUACGAUUGCCUGGGAAGGAAGAGGUUGGGGACGUGGAUAUAUCGAGGGACGGGAAACGAGUGGCAUAUUGCUCACCGGGGGACAUCUACAUCGCAUCUACGGAGAAGGAGGAGCAGCGCUUAGAACCUAUCGCCUUGAAAUGGAAGAGCUCAGACAGGCCGAAGGGCAGCUUCCGGUCCGUUCGGUUCUCCAACAACGGUGGACUGGCGGUAGUGUACAAUCUUUUCGGACGCUCGGGUGCCAUUAUACUACUCAUCGAUCCUUCGGGGGAAGUCAUUUCAAGACGAAACGUACACUGCGGGGUAAAAGCAGUUACUAGCGUGGACUCCUUAAUGCUCUCGCCAACUAGCACACUUCUGGCCGUCGCUGGUGCAGACAGAAGCGUCCAACUAUUCCUUGUCGGAGGACAAAUUAAGGCAGUCAAAACUUUCAAAGAUGUGCAUCCCUUUCAAAUUACCAAACUUGCCUUCUCACCUCUCCCAUCCUCCGGCACGACUGUCAAAUUGGCAACUACAUCGAUGGGCAACACUGUCGUUGUAUUUUAUAUUCCAGUGUUCGAAACCGAGGGUAAAUGGCAGCUCCGACAAACCUCCGUGAAACUAACCGCCUUCCUGGUGUUGAUCUCACUGGUUGGCGUGGUUGUAUUCGCGAUCGCCCUACAGCUAAUGUUUAACGCGCGGGCAGGAUUUGAAACGGAGCAAGAGCGCACGCAGGAGCUAGAACGCCCGGGCAAGAGUGGCCUAGAGGCAGCUGAAGCAGCCGGCGAGUGGGUGCUCGGCGAAGGGAUGGAAGUUGAUGUAGGCGGCAUGGAGGACACGCUCGAAGAAGCCAUUCAAGGCGUCGUCGGAUAAUCUGCUAAUUCGGAAGCGCAGAUGUUUGGACAAUUUGUUGGCGGGAGCAUACGGGGUUUACGGAAUGAAAAUUCUUUGUCUUUUUUAUUCUAUUCUUGUUUUAUCUGUGUUCUCUUGUAGUCCUUUUUUCUUUACCUGUUUGGUGAUAGAUGGCAGUAGUAGUUGUAUGUGGAGUAUGCUUAGUUUUGUAUGAUCAUGGCAUGCCACUCGGUUGGUGCUUUCUCUUGGUACUGAUUUAUGAUGCUGUACUGUACAUGCGGCCCAUGCGAGAUACCUGUUGCGGUAAUGACAACAUGGAUUUAAAUAAAAGAGAUGGUCUGUGUUA
Molecule: messenger RNA, 1854 nt
Organism: Tuber melanosporum (Perigord truffle)
Lineage: Eukaryota; Fungi; Ascomycota; Pezizomycetes; Pezizales; Tuberaceae
Exons: 2
Coding region: 33-1529 (498 amino acids)
Biological process (GO): protein secretion
Cellular component (GO): endoplasmic reticulum membrane
Molecular function (GO): guanyl-nucleotide exchange factor activity; protein binding; GTPase activator activity
Source: RefSeq, a predicted model, not a curated record